ACGACGUUUUUACUUCCUGGUUGGAGAGAUGUAAGAAAAUGUCGAAGUGUUGGUCGUUUCUGCUUCUCGCUGCUUCAUGGUUAUGUUUUAAGACAGACUCGGUGGCAGGUAUCUGCUCACCACGGAUGUAUGGUUCGCAGUGUAACUACACGUGUCAUUGCGAUGAUGUCGACUGCGAUGACGUCACAGGUUGUUCGCGUAGAUGUGAUAGAGGAUGGCAUGGAUCAAACUGCAAUAAAGAAAAUAUAGCUCUGCAUAGUCAGAGUUCAUAUGAUCCCAACUGGCGGAAAGAUCCCUCACUGGCUGUAGAUGGGAAUCUUGACCAAGGUUACCAGGCAGCAAACUGUAUUGUAUGUUUACAGGACCCGGUUAUCCCUCAACAUGGUGGCAGGUGGACCUGGGUAGAGAAUAUUACAUACACAAAUUAGCGGUGCACUUCAGAAAAUGGCCAACAAAUCGCAGAAAUGGCGUUGAGGUGUACAGCUCUGUUGAUGUAAACCAAACAAACACUGGUCACCUGUGUGGUUCAUCAACACAGUCCAGUCCGGAUGUGACGUCGAUGACAUGUAACAACACGGCUAGAUACAUCACACUCUACCAAGAUACACACAAUGGAGACACAGCCAU
Gigantopelta aegis is the source of this 627-nucleotide messenger RNA. RefSeq lists its product as uncharacterized. The transcript has 4 exons. NCBI's taxonomy places the organism in Eukaryota, Metazoa, Mollusca, Gastropoda, Neomphalida, Peltospiridae. The record is from RefSeq and is a predicted model, not a curated record. The coding region runs from base 39 to 428 and encodes 129 amino acids.